UGCUUGCUUGCAAUUUUACCAUAAACAAUGUGUUUUCAUAUUUUUAAUCUAUUAAUUUUAGCUCCUUACGAUUUACGAAUUGGCAUUUUCAACUAAAAGUUUUACAGCUAUAUAUUUGAAAUAUAUAUUUAUAAUUGAAUAAGAUUAAUAAAGGUUGACUUUAGACAAUUAUUCUAAAUUUAAACUGGUACCAAUAGGAAGAUGCCGAAGAAACCGCCAAGAAAUGCAUUCUACUACUACAUGCUGGACUUCAGGGAAAACCAGAAGAAGUUGGACAUCACUUACCAAAGUCUAAAGGAGGUGGCAGAAGCUGCAGGACCAUCCUGGAAGACCAUCUCACCAACCGCAAAAGCCAAAUACGAAGCUAUGGCUAGAAAAGAGAGGGGUACAAACCAGAAGUUCACAUCUACUGGUGUGCCUCUCGCGUAUUUGGAGCAGCAACAAAAAGAAAUGCAGCUUGUGGAGGAGGCUGAACUCAAAGAUAUCAAGAACAUUAUCAAUCUUAAGUGUUUUAAUCAAAGUAUUCUGGAUGAAGACUUCUUCCUGUUGGAUGUGAUUGAGUUGUGCAAAGCUGGACCGGACUAUCUCAUUGGAGAGUUCACUGUCUUACAGUUUAACCUGCGUGAAGGCAUUAAGAACAGUUAUCACGAGUUUGUUAGACCAGUUAUGAUACCAAUAGGCUUCGCGCACGACGUGAAGCUGUCAUUGAGGACCUACGGCCUUGACACGCUGGACGACAGCCUACCCAAGGAGAACUACGUGCAGAUCCUGGCCAACAUCAUAGACUAUCUGAAACAGAAUGAUCGUGGCACGAACACACUACCGCCCAUAUUCACAAUGCCAGAGAAAGUUGAGCCGAUACAGAAUUUUAUAUGGCAGCUGUGUAACAGAGCUGCCGAGGACGACGCGCUAUUCCGCGUAUACAAGCUGGACACGAUGUUCUUCACGCUGGCCAACGCGAUUCGCAGCGGCGACAACGAGGGGUUCCCGAAGGAGUCGCUCGCCACCGCGCAGCUGAACAAGGACUUGUUCAAGUACACGCCCGGGUUGGCUUGCGAGCACCAUGAGACCGUGGACAAAAGCAACGAGUGCACAUCCUCUCGCGUGAAGCGCUGGGCAUACACAAUCCUGGACGUGUGCUGCCCACUGCUGGGCAUCGCCGCGCAGCCCGGGAAACACGUGCCGCACGACUUCGAUAUAGACAGCAUCCUCUCGUACAAGGAAGAGAAGCGUGAACGAGCGCUACCGAGUGUAGCUCGUCGGCAGGUGCCGCACGACAGUAUGUCGUCUUGCAGUUCGUCGAUCAUUAACGACACAGUCGACGAUUCCACCGUGUAUAGCUUUAACGCCUCCCAUACCAGUGCUCCAAAGGGCAAGAGGACCUACACGCCGCUGCGUAUGCCGAGGACUGAUUAUUCGCAACGUCUCCAACAAGCCCCCGAGCUGACCGAGACGAACUUCCCAACGCUCGGCAGUACAGGACACGGCAGAGGUCGCGGCCUCGCGAGCAGUUUCGAUCGGAUGAACUUGAAGAAGUAAAUAAAAAUUAAGAAUAACUUGCAAUGUGCCAACGUAUCAACAAGAUUUCAUUGUGAAUUUGUAAUAAGCUAAAAUAAAUGACUAUUUUUCUGUGUUUUAUGAAUCUCGGUGUUUAAGUAUACAUGGUGCUGUAAAAGCGUAAAUAUUGAACUUUUCAGGGCACGCUGUAUAACGUAGUAGUUGUGACAUUGUUUAUACGCACAAAAAGAACUAUCAAAAAACUUAGUAAAUAUGUCUUAAGUCAUAUCUAAAUUUGUUCCAUCAUCAUUGAACAUAUUUUGUACCAGAGUGAAUAGAGGCACAUAGUGAUAAACUCGCCAUGUUGAUAACUUCAUACAAUUGGAAACAACGUGUUUCAUGUCCUACAGAAUUAGAAUAUCUUGAUAAAAUUAAUAAUAUUAGAACUUAAACGGGUCCACUAGAAUUUAUUGUUUUAAAAAAUAUUGUUAUUUGUUAUCUUCAAAGUUAAUGACAUUUAUUGUUAUUUUUUUUAUUUGUUAUCUGUGAUGACACAUAUUUUUAGUUGGAUUUGGUAAGGCCUAAAAAUAAAUGUCUAAUGAUUCUCUCUUUUGUUGUUUUCUACAAGUCUAAAUACAUUACAUUUACAUUUGAUAGUGCAAAGCCCAUUUUACUCUAUUAUUAAUACCUCCAGAUAAUGUAGGAAACAAUAUAUUUAGUAGCAAUGUUCAAUGUUACGUAAUAUAAGCUCUUGAUUUAAACCAGUAUUCCGUUUACUAGCCGACUAUGACACGCCACUUUACUAUAAGAAACCCGAAAAAUUAAUAAAUGCAGCUCAGUUUCUCCACUUGUAAGAAAUAGUUGCUAAGAAAAGUAUAAUAAAAAUAUUGAUAAUAUCAGAAACUUCAAUCAUAAUGUAAUGCAAUAAUUUUAGACAUGUCGACAAAUAUUGAGAAAUCCUAUCAAAUAACACCCUAAAUCAGUUGAUUUAGCGCUUUAUUUGACAUUUUCACAAGCACAGUUUUUACCAACUUUUCCCGUGAACUUCGGAUGAAUUUUUUUCUCGAUAACAGAGACAAAUUUUCAACAUUAUCCGAACACAUCUUAUGUAUGGUUUGAUAUUUUACACCUAAUUUUACCUAUCUUUAAGUUCUAGAAAUGCUGAUGAGAACAGAAACGAGUGACCAUGCGUAUCGUAUGCGAAAAAUAUUGAGUACAUUCUGAUUACCUUAGAACCUUUUGGAUAUAGGUAUAUAAUCCAAAAGGUUUGACAAAUAUUGCAAGUUAUUCGAAAUAAAUAUAUUGACUUUUUCCAAUAUACUGUGAUUACAAUAUGUGAUUACGAAUUAAAUAUAAAGUACGGUGGCAAAGCCGUAUGAAAUCAAAAAUUUCUCUUGUGAUCGUGGGUUUGUGACUCGGACUUAAGUCUUUGUUGUAAAUCUUAGCAUAAGUUUAAAGUUAUAUUUUUUGUGCGUAGUUCUAGUAUUCUUUAUUAAAGAAUUAAAUGUC
This is a messenger RNA of Manduca sexta (tobacco hornworm), 3006 nucleotides long. It is a transcript of the gene mael, whose product is annotated as protein maelstrom homolog. Gene Ontology annotation, biological process: negative regulation of DNA-templated transcription; piRNA processing; regulation of miRNA-mediated gene silencing. Gene Ontology annotation, molecular function: sequence-specific DNA binding. Gene Ontology annotation, cellular component: P granule; nucleus. The coding region runs from base 202 to 1539 and encodes 445 amino acids. Lineage: Eukaryota; Metazoa; Arthropoda; Insecta; Lepidoptera; Sphingidae. The record is from RefSeq and is a predicted model, not a curated record. The transcript has 12 exons.